AUGUCUGCUCAGGUCGACCACAUUCAUAGCAGCCAUCGUAUGAGCUUAAUAACAUUACAAUUCUAUUGUGUUGCAUAGUUGCAUACUGCUUAGAAACGAGGGAGUCUCGCGAAACAGGUAACAUGACGUUUCAUAUUUUUUGUAGUAAUUACCGCUGUGCAGGCGAUCAACAGGACCAUCGAGGAAGACAAUCCAGCAGCUACUCUGACGUCAUUACAACAAGAUCCCGCGAAACUGAAAAAUAUACUUCCCGAAAAUGCUCUCCUGUAUCAAGCAUUGCUUUAUGCUGAGAAACAGGAGAAAAAGAAGGUACGUCCCUCCCCCCACCCUGAAUGAGGCUUGGAAUCCAAAGUUUAUACUGGAUAGUUCUAUCAGUUCUAAACUGCUCUCCCUAGAGGUCCAGUAAGAAUCAUCUCCUAUUGAUCCAGUAUUACUACAGGAGGAAACCUAAACUAAACUAACUUUAUUUAUACUGGAUAGCUCUAUCAGUUCUAAACUACUCUCCCUAGAGGUCCAGUAAGAAUCAUCUCCUAUUGAUCCAGUAUUACUACAGGAGGAAACCUAAACUAAACUAACUUUAUUUAUACUGGAUAGCUCUAUCUGUUCUAAACUGUUCUUCCCAGAGGUCCAGUAAGAAUCAUCUCUUAUUGAUCCAGUGUUACUACAGGAGGAAACCUAAACUAAACUAACUUUAUUUAUACUGGAUAGCUCUAUCAGUUCUAAACUGUUCUUCCUAGAGGUUCAGUAAGGAUCAUAUGACUCUUAUUGAUCCAGUGUUACUACAGAAGGAAACCUAAACUAAACUAACCUGGAUAACUUUAUCAGUUCUACACUGUAAACUGUUCUCCCUUAAUGUCCAGUAAGGAUAAUGGCUUAUUGCUCCAGUGUUACUACAGGAGGAAAUCUAAACUAACUUUAUUUAUACUAGAUAGCUCUAUCAGUUCUAAACUGUUCUCCGUAGAGGUCCAUAGAGCCGUCUCUCGUUGGUCCAGCAUCGUUACUGGAGCAAUUAUUACUCGAGCGGUGUUUGGGACCACCCUUCUCACGUGCAACUGACGGGAAAUUGUAAUAACACAACUGUAUAUUGCAGGAACAAUGCCUUAAGAUUAAACCUAAAACUUUUCCUAAUUUAAAAGUAAUUCUAAUUUUUUACAAUAGUAGUUAAUGUUUCUGAUGUUAAAUAUUUGUUGCAGAGAGUAAAGAAAGCGCGAAAGGUAAACAAAUUAAAACAAAUUAAAAUUAUUUAAACAAAUAAAGAUAAUUUAAAUGAAUAAAUGCAUUAGUAAAGAUCGAUAAGUGAUAAAUUUAGAUCAGCUAAAAUUUCGAACUUAAAAUAUUAAAUAGAGACGCAUAAAAACAUUUAUACAUGUAAAAUGAAUAUCUAAACCUUUGCAACAAACAUUUUGGUGACUGUUAUGGGUGCCAACAAAUCUGUUUCUGUGUUGUUUCUUAGAAAACAGACGAUCCUUCUGCUGAGUUGUGGCAUGACGAAAUUCAGAGAAUUAUCGAUAAAUGUAAUCUUUAUGCAAUCGAUGCUCAUAAACGUAAGUAAACUUGAAUAUCAACAUAAUCAACACAUGUUUAUCCCAAUUCCUACCCAAUUCACAUUUCCAGAUAACUGGCAUGUCUAGUUACCAGUAUUUUUCAUAUGUGCCAAAUUUUAACUUUGCAUUUUAGUUGCGGCUGGUGUGUCCAUGAUCAACGCGUCCUUGGAGUCUGGGACUGAACAAAGUACAAUCGAAGCUCUAGAGAAUGCUGACGUAGGUCUGCGGGGGGUGACAAGAGAAUGCCAAGCUGCUUAUCACACGCGACUCAAGGAGACCAAGGGGGAAAAAGGACAGCAAGGUUUGUUACAGGAUAGUUAGGGAUAAAAGAUAUCUCAAACGUGUAGGUCCAGUCUGGGUAGUAUUGUAGAAUAAGUACACAUCAUGUCAGAGAACAACGGCGUGGCAAAUCCAGAUUCAUAAAUUGUUAAUCCUGUUUUAUUUGUAUUUUCUCAGCUGGUCCGUGGUUGGAACAGAAGAUUCCACAGGGAUUCCUGUUUUACUACAACACAGCAACACAACAGACAAGUUGGGCGAAGCCAGCCGACUUCACUAACAACUCGGGAUUGCUUACUAAAGAGGAAAUUCAAGUAAGUUACUUGGAUUUAUACAGGAUAGCUCUAUCAUCUUUUCCUUGAGGUCCAAUAAGGAUGUCCUUAUUGAUCCAGUGUUACUACUGUACGGGAGAAAUCCUAAACUAAACUUAACUUUAUUUAUACUAGAUAGUUCUAUCAGUUCUAGACUGUUCUCCCUACAGGAGGAAACCUAAACUAAACUAACUUUAUUUAUACUGGAUAGCUCCAUCAGUUCUAAACUGUUCUUCCUGGAGGUCCAGUAAGGAUCAUCUCUUAUUGAUCCAGUGUUACUACAGGGGGAAACCUAAACUAAACUAACUUUAUUCAUACUGGAUAGUUCUAUAAGUUCUAAACUGUUCUUCCUAGAGUGUAGUCAUGUCAUCUCUUAUUGAUCCAGUGUUACUGCAGGAAAAACCGUAAUACUGUAUCUGAAGAAAAGCUGUGUUGUUUGGUAAAGUCAAUCUGGAAGCCUUGAGGUCAGGUUUUGACCAUUCAUUCCAUUGUUUCAUUUUGUAGACGAUGGUGUCGAACGAGACCGCGAAACAUGGCCGCCAAGUGUAUCUUCAAGCAAACGAACCCUCGAUAGUGAGACUGCAAGCUCAUUGGAGAGGAUACUUAGCCCGGAAAACAUUUAACGAAAGGAAACAAUUUAUGACCAAACAACUACCAGCUAUUAUCAAGAUACAGGUAAAGAAUUUUGGUGUUUUUUUCUAGGGUUUUUCCAGCCAAUUUUGCUUCUUCAAUUUGAAGCUGAAUCAAAAUAAAAAAAAAUUUUGAAGCUGAAUAUAAUAGCUGACAAAUGAUGAAACAGCAAUUUGGAAUAAACAUCUUACAAAAUAUUUUAACGGACAGCUGAGAAUUUCUGCUUGAAUUAUAGCUGCCAACUGUCAUGAAAAGAUACCCAAUUAAGAACGUCUGUAAAUGUUUUCGUGAAUUUAUAUUCAGGCAAAUUUAAAACGAUGGAUACAGCAUAAGAAAUAUAAUGACAGGCUGGAGGUUCUGCACGAUAAUGAUGACGCUAUUAUCAAGGUUUGUUUUGGAUUGAAGUUUCGGUAAACGUCUUUAUUUUUCCGAUGCAAUGUCGAUAUAUUUCUAUUUUUAUAUUAUAGAUCCAAGCUUGGACCAGAAUGCAUUUGGCAAGGAGUAAUUAUAAACAGCGAAAGCAACUUUACGAAGACAACGUAAGUAUUUAUUCUACAAUAGGUUCCGUGGUUUUAGUAGCAAGUGCCUUUAAAGAUUAACCAAAACCACGAAAACUGAUUUUGAUAUUUAUGUUUUUUCUAGUUACCAGCAAUUGUCAAGAUACAAGCGUUUAUGAGAGCCAAUCUUGCCCAGCAUGAUUAUCGCGCUUUGUGUAAGUGAUCAGUGUUGAUGAAGGCGAAGUUUAAACGUAUUUACAACAACAACAACAGCCACAACAACAACAACAACAACAACAACAGCAAUAACAGCAACAACAGCAAUAACAGCAACAUGGAACAACAAUUUAUUAAGUGUCUUUACAAAAGUAGUUUAUCAGUUUAACGUUGGGUUUCAUUUCUCAGUAAAUUCUCAAGAUCCUCCAAUAAAGAUUGUUCGGAAGUUUCUUCAUCUUCUGGAUCAAAGUAAUGUUGACUUUGAAGAAGAAUUAGGUAAGCAGGCUCAUGUUCUUUGUUUGUUCAUCUUUCCAGGGCUUUCAGAAUUCUGAGUAGAUGGCUGAGGGGAGCGGUCUGGGGAGUCUUAAGUCACCCAAAUUAACUAGACAUAAGUGUAUAUUGAUUAGAUAACAACACAACUUAGCUCUGGAACCAAAUUAUAAUGUAUCACUACUUUUAUUCUUCAACAAGAUAACUUCAAGAUUUAAGAUGGCAAAUAACUAAAUCGGUUUUACGAAAUAGUACGUCGUUUUCGAAAAUAACCAGGCUAUAAAGUAGACCAGGUUGAGGAAAAAUAACUUUGUUUGAAAGCUUUGAGUGGAGGAAGGAGAGCAGAAUUGAUAUUUCAAGUACUAAACAAAAUAACCGACGGUAAACCUCGUGCCAUCCACUGGUGUAUUUUGAAAUCCCCAUCUUUCCUUGUUAAUCUUCUUUUAUUUUCUCGUCCCGAUAACUGGCGUUUGACCACCAUCUGCCGCAUGAUAUUCCUAUUGUGUUUUAGAACUGCAGAAGCUCAAAGCACAAGUUGUCACAGAAAUUCGUUCAAAUCAGCAACUUGAACACGAUCUACAAGGCAUGGACAUCAAGAUUGGAUUGUUAGUCAGGAAUAAAAUUACUUUACAGGUGGGUUGGCAUGCCACUGAUCUCAUAUCAGGCCCGAAUGGACCCUUUGAAGGGACUAGCACUUGUUGUACUUGUAGUGUCAUCGUCACCACGCUUGCUUUUCAAGCUGGGAGACCCGGGUUGAUCCUUGGUUGGACCUCUACUCAAGGUCUUAAAAUAAUUGAGGAGAAAGAGCUACCUUUACAUUGACAUCAGUAAAUGGUUAGACUUUCGCGUCUUCUCGGAUAAGGACGUUAAAUCGUAGGUACCUCGGAUCCCCUAUUAAUUGAGCAAUAGAAUGUUGGGAAAUCCGUUCACCAAUGAGUGAGCAACUCGAUAAACAACUGUGUUGGUGUAAUGUACUCAGGUGAAUAUGAUGCUUGUGAUGUUACUCUGAGUAUGUAUCCACACCGGGCAAGCUUGAAAAAUAUACCUGACCACGGUGGGAAUCGAACCUACGAACCUACUUACUCAGAGUAACAUCACAGGCAUCAUAUUCACCAGAGUACAUUACACCAACACAGAAAAAAUCAUGAUUAUUAGAUAACAUAUUGAUAUCGAAGGAACUAGAUUCUGUUCAGGGCCGUUGCGAAGGGAUAUGGAUUGGGGGGGGUGUCGAAGGUCAAAUUGCCGAGUGACGCCAGUUGAAUUUGCCGAGUUUUUCAAAAGUUUGUAUAGGUAAUGAGAAGAAAAGUUUGUAUAGGUAAUGAGAAUCAUAUUGGUGUGCUAGUAACUGAGGGACACCAAUAUGGCUCUUGUUUUGAAAUAUGGAUGCCUGUUCGUGGGUUGUUGCUAAAAAGGAAUCGGGUUGCUUUAUAUAUAAAAUACGACAUUCUAAGAACAAACAAAUAUAUGGUCACGUUUGUUUUCAGAUAGGAGUAUUAUUUUAAUUUAUUUAUAUUAAACAUAUAAAGCUGAAAAAAUUUAAAUUUACCAUAAAUUUAUACUGUGUUUUCAUAAGUCCUAAAUCGAGACUGAAACUAUAUGCACACGGGUCACGUUUUUGAGCGUUUUUGCAGUGCCGUUUUCAAAUUUAGCGUUUAGGCGCCUUGUUCACAUUGAUCGUUUUUCUCGCAACAUUUUCAGACAAAGCACUAGUUUUUUAUAGUCUUUGUUUCCAAAUUUAAACACGGAAUUUCAUUUUCGCCUUCCACUCUUCUGUUUACGGCAAUAACAAAGUGUCAAAACGACCAAAAGUUUCAGACAUAGAGAACGAAUCUUUGGCAUCGUUUUCACUAUUUGAAACGUUUUUGCUUCCUGACGUCGUUUUCAUACGUUUUCGUGUGAACAGAACCGUACGUGAAAAUGGUACUUUCAGUUUCAGAAAUUAACGCAUUACAACCAAAAACCGAAUUUUGAUUAAUUUUGAUGAAUUUGACCUUUUUUAUCCCCAGGCGCCGAAUAGACAAUUUAUAAUAUUUUUGUAUUUUGAGCAGUCUUAAAACUCUUAGUGCCGGAUAGUGUUAACUGGGCUUUUGUACGACCCGAUUUUUCAAGAGUUUAAUUAAAUUUUAUGCGUCAGAAAGCGAGUAAAACGGAUAUGAUCAUAUGCAACCAAUCGAUGAUACCGAUCGCUGUAUGCGGUAUGUCUUUCAAAACUGUAGGCUGAUAAGAGUUAACAGUAAUUUCGCUAAAGAACUAAAGAAGACAAGUCCAUUCUUAUGGCAUGCCUCGUCUUUCUCUUGGUCUUCUUCUCAUCGAUGCCUGUUGAGUCUUCUUGAGGAUCUUGUCGGCGCCUCUGACGACUCAAAAUAUUCUCUUUGGCUUUGACUGCGGUUUGCAGUCUCAAACGGAUUAGCUGGUACGUCUUUAUGUGCUACUCGCACUUGGUUUCCCUUAUGGCAAGUUUGCUCGUGCCUCUUACGGUAAUCGUCGGGCCGUAUGUUAGAUAACUUUUAUGCCGGUUAAUACGUUUUCCCUCGUGAAAUAAAUAAUAAAGUUUCUAUAGUCGUCAAAAACCGAAUUACAUUCAAGACACUGAAGUUUUAUUUUUUUCUUUUGGGCAGUUUUGAACCGCACAUAAUUGAUAAAAAGCCUUCGCUAUAAGAGCAGUCGAGCGAAGAACAUGCCCGGAAACGUGGGUUUCACAUUUCAGCCUCCCGUCGAUUUUCGACAAAUAAAAGACUAAUAGUUUUACUAGAAAAUAGAAAUACAUUUAAAUGGUUUUGACAUAAGACCACACAAACCAUUAUUUUAAAUCCAAAAUUUAUCGCUUUAUUUAUUAUCGCCUUCGUUCUUAUAACUUUUACAAUUUGCUGAAUGCCGAUUUCGCAAUUUGCCGAACAGUAACGAAGAAAUUUGCCGACUGGGGCCGACUUGUGAAAAUUAUUGGAGGGGUGGAGCACCCCCCACACCCCCCGCUCGCGACGGCCCUGUUAAUAACCCACUGAAAUGAUACACAAACAGCCUCGUCCCUGGCGCUUUGAUGUGCUUACUGGUUGCGUGACGCACGCGCGGGAAUCGAGGUGCGUUGCUGAUACACAAACGCGGUCGUACAAAUCUUUACAUGUCACAUUAUUUUGAACGUUGCAUAUAGUUUUACCAGUGGAUGUAUAAAUGCAUAUGACCGUGAUAUGAUUUAUGUUUUAAAACACUACAAAGGUCAAAGGCAAGAUGUAUGUGGAAGUAUAUAAAUGUCAGCUUUCAUUAAUAACCUUAUUGAGUGACACGGUAAAUUAAAGUGCGGGUCCGUCCAUCCACAUGAAGGAUUUAAUUAAGAGUGAAUACAAACGCGAAACAUUCGCGGUUAUAGUCGUUACGCGCAUAAUACUAUAUAGCACAUUAAAAUAUUAAUUUAACAUGCUUAAUAGCUUUACACAAAAUGACUGAAAAUUAAAUGAAUAUAUUUUCGUGAAGUUGAACUAUUCAAAAUAUUUCAUUAUUGUUAUGUUACUGUCUUACUGAUAAUGUUUGAUUAAAUGCGUGACACUUCAAGUGCCACAUUACCGGCUCGUUGUUAUCGCAGUUCUGCUUCAGGGCAGGUAUUUUGAAUUUCGACUCUCUGGUUUAGAAAUAUCAAAGUAUUAUAACAAUAUUUCCUCAACAAAUAUGAGCAAUAGACAAAGAAAAUAACUUGUUAUGUAAAAUGGUGUGAUCAUAUAUACAGUAAUAAAUCUUUCAUAUGCAAGACAAACUGACAAAGGUCGCAUAACAAACCAGAUUGAACGCAAGAGCAUGUCUAAUAGUAGAAUUGCAAUUUUAACUUAAUCGUAAAUCGCAAUAUAUUUCAACAUAUUUUCUUUUGCGUCAAAGUAAUUUCUGUUUUAAUUCUCUGAAACAAAGCAGUACGCUUAGUUAAGUUCAGUAUACGAUAUGGUUUGAAAGAAAAGCAGCGAAUUUCUUUACUUGCCACUGGCAAAACUGACACUCUGGCAAAACUGGCACUCUGGCAAACUGGCGCUCUGUCGAAACUGGCACUCUGGCAAAACUGGCGCUCUGGCAAAACUGGCGCUCUGGCAAAACUGGCAAACUGGCGCUCUGGCAAAACUGCCGGCGCUCUGGCAAAACUGGCGCUCUGGCGCUCUGGCGAAACUGGCACUCUGGCGAAACUGGCACUCUGGCGAAACUGGCACUCUGGCGAAACUGGCACUCUGGCGAAACUGGCACUCUGGCAAAACUGGCGCUCUGGCAAACUGGCGCUCUGGCAAAACUGCCGGCGCUCUGGCAAACUGGCGCUCUGGCAGAUGGAUAAAAAGCCAAAAACGUACAUCAUUUUGGCGUAUGGCAUUCAGAGUCGUUACAGAUGA
Molecule: messenger RNA, 8102 nt
Organism: Paramuricea clavata
Lineage: Eukaryota; Metazoa; Cnidaria; Anthozoa; Malacalcyonacea; Plexauridae
Source: the annotation of a GenBank genome assembly